This is a messenger RNA of Humulus lupulus (European hop), 1275 nucleotides long. RefSeq lists its product as uncharacterized. The record is from RefSeq and is a predicted model, not a curated record. NCBI's taxonomy places the organism in Eukaryota, Viridiplantae, Streptophyta, Magnoliopsida, Rosales, Cannabaceae. The transcript has 3 exons. The coding region runs from base 1 to 1275 and encodes 424 amino acids. Gene Ontology annotation, molecular function: zinc ion binding.
AUGAAGUUGAAAACUGAUUUGGUUAAUGGGAGAAGGAAAUUUCAGUGUAUUUAUAUUUGUCUUAAGGCAUGUAGAGAUGGAUGGUUCGGGGAUUGUAGACCUCUAAUUGGCCUUGAUGGCUGCUUUUUAAAAGGAUAUUGUAGGGGCACUUUAUUGGCUGCAGUAGGCAUUGAUGGUAAUAACUCUAUGUUUCCCAUUGCCUACUAUGUUGCUGAAAAGGAAAAUACUGAGGUUUGGACUUGGUUCUUGGAGCAAUUGAAGGAUGAUAUUGGGAAUUUGAGUCCUACCAAGGUGACAAUGAUGAGUGAUCGUCAAAAAGGAUUAGAAAAUGCAGUGGGAGCCAUCUUUAGUGGGUGUGAGGUGAGGUAUUGUGUUAGACAUCUUCAUGCUAACUUUAAAAAGGAAUAUCCUGGACUUUUACUUAAGCAACUUUUGUGGGCAGCAGCUAAUACUACAACACAGGCUGAGUUUGCUCGAGCAAUGCAAGAAGUCAAGGAUGUCUCGGAUGCCAUACUUGAUGCUCGCGACAAGCCAAUUAUAACUUUACUAGAGAAAAUUAGAUUUUGGCUGAUGUCUCGGUUUUAUAACAAAAAAGCUGAGUUGGAGAAGAUGACUCAACCUCUGGGGAAGAGAAUUUUGAAAAUAAUUGAGAAGCAAAAAGAGGUUGCAAAGCAUUGUCUGGUUACUAGGUCUGACAAGUUUCAGUUUCAGGUUCAAUGCAGCAAUGGUAAUGCCUUGGUUGUCGAUUUGGAAUUCAGAACUUGUACAUGUAGGAGGUUUCAACUAUCUGGGCUUCCUUGUGGCCAUGCACCAGCUACUAUCUGGUUCAUGGGAGGUAAUGUCUUUGAUUAUGUCCAUGGAUUCUAUAAAAAAGAAUCAUUUCAAAAAGCAUAUGAACAGAGUGUGCAUCCUAUGCCUAGUCCAGAUAUGUGGCCUCAGACAGGACUCAACCCAAUUGAUCCACCACCUGAGACGAAGCUGCCUGGAAGACCUAUGAAAGCUAGGAGAAGGGAGACAUAUGAACCUCCACCUGCUUUAAAGAAAGCUCGAAGAAUUGGACAAGUUAAAACAUGCAGCAAUUGUCUGAAAACAGGCCACAGGAGAGAAACAUGCAAAUCUGCUAAGGUGGUUGAGAAUCGUGUGAUCAAAAAGCAAGGUCGUCCACCACUGCAGAAACCAACUGAAGCCACACUUUUAAGGAAGGAAAGAAGACCGAAACAACAUGCUAAAGGAGGAACUAGUGGUGCAAAGAAUGCUCAACCCGAUGCUGUCUGA